This is a messenger RNA of Paralichthys olivaceus (Japanese flounder), 1529 nucleotides long. The record is from RefSeq and is a predicted model, not a curated record. Lineage: Eukaryota; Metazoa; Chordata; Actinopteri; Pleuronectiformes; Paralichthyidae.
UCUGCAGGUCUGUUGGGCAGCGUUCGCUUCAAUGGCUCUUCCCAGAACUACAGCACCCUCCUGCUGGAGGAGGAGGCCGGGCGGCUGUACGUGGGAGGCAGAGGAGCUUUGUACACACUCAACACCUCCAACAUCGCCACACCUGGAAACCUCACAAUUGAUUGGGAUGCAUCCCCUGAACAGAAGAAGCAGUGUCUGAACAAAGGAAGAGACAAUCAGACGGAGUGUUUCAAUCACAUCCGCUUCCUGCAGCGAUACAACGAGACUCACCUCUACGCCUGCGGAACAAACGCCUUCAGACCUCUCUGCGCUUAUAUAGACGCAGAGCGCUUCGGCUUCUCCUCGGGCUUUGAGGACGGCAGGGACCGGUGUCCCUACGACCCGGCAAAGGGAUACACUGGCCUCCUCCUGGACGGAGAGAUGUUCACGGCCUCUCAGUACGAGUUUCGCAGCUCUCCAGACGUGCGCAGGAACUUCCCCUUCCCCACGCUCAGGACCGAGGAGGCCCCGACCCGGUGGCUUCUGGAGGCGGACUUUGUGGGCUCGGUGCUACUUAAGGAGAGUGUCAACAGCUCCAUCGGGGACGACGACAAGAUUUACUUCUUCUUCACGGAGAGAAGCCAGGAGCAGGUUGCCUACCCGAGCCAGACCAAGGUGUCCAGGGUCGCCCGAGUCUGCAAGACUGACUGGGGGGGCCAGCGGACCCUACAGAGGAAGUGGACCUCGUUCCUCAAGGCCAGAAUGGUUUGUUCGGUCCCGGAAUACGAGCUGCACCUCAAUAUCCUGCGCAGUGUGUUUGUGCUGCAGGGUCGGGACGCUCAGAGCAGCAUUUUCUAUGGCGUCUUUGGCCUUGAGUGGAAGAAUAUCAAGGCCUCUGCGAUCUGCCAGUACGCCUUCUCAGAAGUGCACAAGGUUUUCGAGGGGCCGUACAUGGAGGUGCAGGACUCAAAGUGGAGGGAGUACACGGGGAAGGUGCCCGAGCCGAGACCUGGAUCUUGUAUGACAGAUGUGCACCGGUCCCAGGGCAUCAACUCGUCUCGUGAUCUCCCAGACAAUGUCCUCACCUUCGCCAGAAGGCAUCCACUCAUGGCCGGCCAGGUGCACCCAGUGGGAGUGCGCCCCCUCUUGUUCAAGAGGAGCGUCAACUAUGUCAAGAUAGUCGUGCACAGGGAGCCGGCACUGGAUGGAAGCAUUUAUACCGUCCUGUUUUUGGGAACUGAUGACGGCUGGCUGCACAGAGCUGUGGACAUCAACGGAGAUGUGCACAUCAUAGAAGAGCUGCAACUGUUUGACAAACCUCAGCCCGUAGAGAGCUUGGUCAUAUCCACAGCUCAGCGGAGCAUCUACGUGGGCUCACACUCUGGAGUCGUGCAGGUACCGAUGUCAGCCUGUGGGAGAUACACUUCCUGUUAUGACUGCGUGUUCGCCAGAGACCCGUUCUGCGGCUGGGACGGGAGGGCGUGCGUAGAAAUAUCUUCACGUGCACAGAGGUGAGGUGGACACCAACGUGCACAUUCUCCAGUAACGAA